AUGUGCUCACUAAAUAAUUGGAAGUCCGCCACCUCUCGGAGUAUUGCGCAUGGCACGGCGUUUCUGGCUGAGAUUAAAGCACUGGAGUUGGGGAUGUUACACACGUUACAACUUGGCUAUAGAACUAUUAUUUGUUACUCAGAUUGUGCUGGUCUGGUCUCAGUGCUCAACUCCGGUCAGGAUAUUAGCUCCUUCUGGGACCGUGACAUCCUUAGGAGGGUUUUGGACCUAAUGGCAUCAUUUGAUAAUUGCACUGUGGCUCAUGUGGCGCGGGAGAAGAAUAACACGGCGGACACCCUUGCUCGUGAGGCGGCGAAGUCUGGUUCCGCAUCCCAAGUCUGGAACGUACCACCUUCGUUUGUGUCUACGUCUCUGUUUUUGGAUGCUAGCUAG
Messenger RNA from Lotus japonicus, 393 nucleotides. RefSeq lists its product as uncharacterized. Lineage: Eukaryota; Viridiplantae; Streptophyta; Magnoliopsida; Fabales; Fabaceae. Bases 1 to 393 code for a protein of 130 amino acids. The transcript has a single exon. Gene Ontology annotation, molecular function: nucleic acid binding; RNA-DNA hybrid ribonuclease activity. The record is from RefSeq and is a predicted model, not a curated record.